Messenger RNA from Echinops telfairi (small Madagascar hedgehog), 1888 nucleotides. It is a transcript of the gene PEX19, whose product is annotated as peroxisomal biogenesis factor 19. The record is from RefSeq and is a predicted model, not a curated record. Gene Ontology annotation, cellular component: peroxisome; peroxisomal membrane. NCBI's taxonomy places the organism in Eukaryota, Metazoa, Chordata, Mammalia, Afrosoricida, Tenrecidae. Gene Ontology annotation, biological process: protein import into peroxisome membrane. Bases 29 to 940 code for a protein of 303 amino acids. The transcript is spliced from 8 exons.
GCCCCUACGGCAAGCCGGAGGUAGCAAGAUGGCCGCCGCUGAGGAGGACUUCGGAGUCGCGGCCGACGCUGACCGGGAACUGGAAGAGCUGCUGGAAAGUGCUCUUGAUGAUUUCGAUAAGGCCAAACCCUCCCCAGCACCCCCAACUACCACCACCACCACCACCACCACUCCCGAUGCAUCGGGGCCGCAGAAGAAAUCACCAGGAGACACAGCUAAAGAUGCCCUCUUCGCCUCCCAAGAGAAGUUUUUCCAGGAACUGUUCGACAGUGAGUUGGCUUCCCAAGCCACUGCAGAGUUCGAGAAGGCAAUGAAGGAGUUGGCCGAGGAAGAGCCCCACCUGGUAGAGCAGUUCCAAAAGCUCUCGGAGGCCGCCGGCAGAGUGGGCAGUGAUGCAAACUCCCAACAAGAAUUCACUUCUUGCCUGAAAGAAACAUUAAGUGGACUAGCCAAAAAUGCCACUGACCUUCAGAACUCAGGCAUGUCGGAGGAAGAGCUGAACAAGGCCAUGGAGGGGCUGAGAAUGGAUGAAGGGGAUGGCGAAGGGAACAUCCUUCCCAUCAUGCAGAGUAUCAUGCAGAAUCUACUCUCUAAGGAUGUGCUGUACCCAUCGCUGAAGGAGAUCACAGAGAAGUACCCAGAGUGGUUGCAGAGCCACCAUGAAUCUCUACCUCCAGAGCAGUUUGAAAAAUAUCAGGAGCAGCACAGUGUCAUGGGCAAGAUAUGUGAGCAAUUUGAGACAGAGUCCCCUACCGACAGUGAGGCCACUCAGAAGGCUCGUUUUGAGAUGGUGCUGGAUCUUAUGCAGCAGCUACAGGACUUGGGUCAUCCCCCAAAAGAGCUGGCUGGGGAGAUGCCUCCUGGCCUCAACUUUGACCUGGAUGCCCUCAAUCUGUCAGGCCCACCAGGUGCCACUGGUGAACAGUGUCUGAUCAUGUGAAACACCACACGUUUUCCUCCCUGGUUCCUAGCCAGGGGAAACAUCUGGAGUCAGCAGAGCCGUGGGUAGCUGAGGCAGGAGUGUCAUCUGUGGAGAGAUCUGCCCAGUGCCCGCUGCCAUCCCACCCGAGACAGUGCCAUGCCAGCUGAGGCUUUCCUCCUCUAGGAAGAAGGCCUGUUCUGUAGGCCACUUCUGUCAGCCCUGCUCGAUUGUGGCUCUGCUGCUAACAGGCCCAGCAAAGGAAGCUUUCCAAUUGGGCCAAGCACCUUCUUCCUUCUCCCCAAAUGAUGUUAUUUAUGGCCACACCGAUCGAGGAUCUCCUUUACACCCAGGGUCUUCGUGCCUUGUCUCUGUCCCCUGCCUUGGGCCAAGGGAGCCGGGACACAAACCUGGUACUCUAUUUCUACGGUUCUGGGAAGGGCCUAUGGGAACAGGGAGGAUCUAGGCUGGAGCUGUGGUUUGUCAUCAUGCUGCUGAAUUCUCUGAUAAGACGGUUCACUUGGGAGGGAAGUCCUCAGCUCCCUGUUCCAGCCAUGAACCCAAAUUACUCUCCUGGUUCUUUCUACAAGACCAUGUGAGCUAGGUGAACUCAGCCCCUGGCCUUCCUUUGCCCCUUGUCUUUCCUCUUUUCUCCCUUCUGUUUAAAACACUUAUUUAUUCCUGAGCCCAAGCAGUGACAAAAAAGAACCCACCCUGUUUCCUUUCUAGUUCACCUCUAGCUCAUAGACUCACAACGGUCCCCUUCCCCACAGCAAGCAGACAGUUGUUGGGUAAGGUCUGGGAAAUACUGAUCUACAGAUACAUUCUGGUUUCUUUGAGACUUCUGAUUUCCCUUAAGAUCCUGUCCCUUGAUUCAGGGAGGUGGCUCGGGAUCCGGGGAAUGGUGUAACUCGGGCCCCUUUUCCUGCAGGCCCGUGGAGCACUGUCUAAUAAAUAUUGUGAGCGAGG